This is a messenger RNA of Daktulosphaira vitifoliae (grape phylloxera), 2637 nucleotides long. RefSeq names its product mucin-5AC-like. Lineage: Eukaryota; Metazoa; Arthropoda; Insecta; Hemiptera; Phylloxeridae. Gene Ontology annotation, molecular function: signaling receptor activity. The transcript has 7 exons. The record is from RefSeq and is a predicted model, not a curated record. The coding region runs from base 69 to 2177 and encodes 702 amino acids.
GCGACCGCGUUCACAGUCGUUUCGCGGACCCCGCCGUCAGCACACGUUUGUACAGCAUCGCCGUUGUCAUGGGAGCGUUUCGCCGCCGCCGGUACUGCACGGCCGUAGUUCUCGCACUGCUGCCGCUGCUGACACUGGCCGAUCCGUCGGCUGCCACAUCGGCCAACGUCAGCGUCAGCGUCACCGGCAGCACCGUCAACUCUUGGCUGUUGCCGCGAAACCAAUUCCCGGUUUUCUACCGACUGUUCCGGGACAGGGUCACGUGGUUCGAAGCGGACGCCGUAUGCCAGUUUCAUCACGCGCAGUUGGCCACAGUGGAGACAAGCGAUCAGUACGAAGCGGUCCGGACGCACCUGAAACGACUGGACGCGGCCGAAAACGUUUGGAUUGGUUUGAAACGUAACAGCGACGCCGGCGAAUUUGCCUGGACCAAUUACCGGCCCCUGGCCAACGGCGGACGCUUUAGAGAAGAGAUUCCCCGCUCUCCAGAACCGCUAUGCGUCGUCACCGACCCGGCGGCCAAUUUCAAGUGGCACACCAUGCGUUGCGGAGGACCCGAAGUGGCGUCGUUUGUCUGCGAACUACCAGUGCCUUCGUGGGCCGCCAACAACAGCGGUUGCAUGACCGAUUCGGUCGAGACGCUGACGGUGGCGUUUCUGCCCGAACGGGCCGCGAUUGAGCUGACCAAACGGUGCGCCGGUGGUGUGUGGAAAAGCGCGGCUUGCAGAGGAAACACGAAGCGAUCUGAAAUUGUCGAAGCACUCAGCUGUCCGGGUCUCAAUAGAACGUCAUCGUCGUCUAAUGUCCGAAACGUAGUGCCGCUGAAACGCAUUACGACGGAAGAAACGGUCAAGACUAAAACUCAAAUCACCCAGGACACGGCAGACACGAUCGAAGACUACGCCAUCGAGAUGGCCACUAUGACCCAUUACAACGACGCCGAUGACAAGGCGUACCGGUCCGUUUCCAGAGCGACGGAUGGCGGUACGGCCGUGUUGCCACCCGCCGGACCGCUAUUCGACCGGGAUCUGGACACCAACGGCAUAGAACCCUCGUUAAUCGAACCAAUCGCUCCGUCGAGUACCACCAUCAUCACCACCAACACCACUAAUACAAUUCCUGCUACUAGUGCUAGUAUUACUGCUGCUGCUACUGUUACUACAACUACUACUGCUCAUGCUGCUAUUACUGCUACUACUACUACUUCUGCUACCACUACCGUAUCCAAUCGCACGUCGUCGACCACAGCCACUUCCAGUACGUCUACUUCUACAGCGGCUACGGUGUCGAUCGCUAAUCGCGUACCGUCGACUUCCGCGGCAAGCAAAUUCUCGCCACUAUUAUUGACAACGACGACCGCCAAAAAAACCAACGUUACCACCACUAGUGCUUCUGCUAUUGCAACUACUACUACUACUGCUACUGCAAUCACUACUACUACUGCUACAGUUACUGCUACUGCAUCUCCGGAUAUUAAUACAAUACUAGCCGGUACAAUGACCACCGCUUCUCCAAACGUUGAAACGACGUUCCGCACCGUUCCGCUGGUCGGGUCCGCCAAAAGAAAUCUCGUACGCGCCAUCACUGUCGACCCAACCGAUCCCGAGAUGUCUGCGACGACACGGCCCCCUUCACGGGUACCAUUCACCGUUGCGACCGCGACUGUUGUUAAUACUACCGUCGCCGGAUCUUCGACCUUUGCUGGCACGCCGAAAAAUCAAACUGCCGAUAACGUGCCGGCGAUUCGCGUUUACAAGAAAAUCGAUUUGCCCCAGAUUCCCGUCGAAUACGACCGCCGUCCGGGCCCAACCGGAACGUCGAUGGCGGCGGCGAGCAGCACUCCGAACGCCUCUCGGACCGUCAUCGCUACCGCCGUCGUUGCCGGUGUUGAUGUUACGGCUACUGCCGCUGCUAUUACGCAACAUGACGACAGGUCGACGACGGAAACAUUUACCGAAGGAACAACGACUACUACUACUACUAUUAUGACAACACCGUCGCCUCGAACCACCGCCGCCGUCAAGCGUCACGGACUCGACUACGAAGCGUACACCGCGGACGGUCCAAGACGCGGUCGCCACGCGAUCCGUUCCGUUCGGCAGCUGCAGCAGCAACGGCAACAGCAACAACAACACCACUACGCCUAUCCGUACGUCCUGUACAGGCUUCUGGGAUAGACCCGACGGAAUUCAAAUUAAAUGUCGAGUUGUUGUUGUUUUUUUUUUCUUCGUUUUUUCUUGUCCUAAAUUUAUUUCCAACGCCAUUGCGAAACGUUAACGCAACAAUACUACUACUACUACUAUUAUUAUAACUAUUACUACUAUAAUAACUAUAAUAAUUACGUAUUAAGUAACAAGAAUAGUGUUGUUGUUUUUUAAUAUCGGCUUCUACUUUGUUCGCAAAUGUCUUAAGAUUAACAUUUAUUUCGCGAGUCAUUUGAGACCGUAUAUUGUUUAGUGUAAAAUUUUAUAGUAAUUAUUUUAUAAGUAAUAAGUUCGAGCGCAACAAUUACCAUCUCGGAAUCGUUGUCGUUCGAGUUUAAAUGUUCGUGUUUAUAACUCUAUUAGAUUGUAAUAACAGUUGUGUACGGCGGCCAUUUGUAGCUUUAUAAAAAAAAAUACAACACUCUUCACUGUA